CGUGACGCCCUGGCUGCUGUGGUGUAGCCCCGCCCCUCCCACCGUCAACAACUGGAUUCCAGCUAUUUGUAUUUUCGUCAGCUAGCAUUGCUAGCCCGCUAACGGUGAUUCAUUGCGUUCGCUGAAAAACGACUCAGCCAAACUGAAUGGACAUUUGCUUAUAUUUAUUUGAUUCAAACACACUCCAUCGAUAGCUUGGGCCGAUGUGCAGCCAACGCCAACUAGAGGACCAACGAGAGUGGAGAGAUCGCCUUGUAUACCGUCCUUUAGCCACCUCUUAAACCAGCUAACACAGCUAACACUUUACGUUAGCUGGCUGGCUGACAGCUGAUUCGGUUAGCUACGUGCCUUCUAACAGCAGCGUAGCUCGGACUUAAUCCCUCAAACAAUGAAUUGUCUCUGACACUGAGAGGACUGAGGCCCAGUUGGUUGUCACAUUGGAGUAACCAGAGCCCAUAACUAGCGAGGUGGGUCUUGGUUGACUCUACGGUGGUGCCGUCGAAGAUAAAGUGGGUGAGUCGUAAAUCAACUUGCCGAUGCACCCCUGGUUUUGACCUGCCAGAGCUGCCAAUAUGAUGCCGAUGAUACUGACGGUGUACCUCAGCGAUGGGGAACAGGCUGUGACUGAGGUGCCCAUCACUCCUGAGACGACGUGCCGGGAUGUCGUCGAGUUCUGCAAAGAGCCCGGCGAGAGUGGCUGCCACCUGGCUGAAGUCUGGAGAGGCAACGAGCGAGCGAUUCCCUUCGAACACAUGAUGUACGAACAUCUGCAGAAAUGGGGGCCUCGUAAACAAGAAGUCAAGUUUUUCCUCCGGCAUGAAGACUCACCAACUGAGAGCAGUGAUCAAGGGAGUCAGCAGUCUCAGGAUCAGACAAGCCGCAGAAGUGGAAACACUGGAGAGAAGCACAAUGAGAAUGGGGUGGGGAAUCAGCGUGUGGAGCUCACGCUGUCAGAGCUGCAGGAGAUGGCCACACGGCAGCAGCAGCAGAUCGAGGCUCAGCAGCAGAUGCUCGUUGCGAAGGAGCAACGAUUGCGUUACCUGAAGCAGCAGGAGCGGCGUCAGCAGCAAACUGUUUCAGAGAGCGAGAAGCUGCAGAGGCUGAAGGAUCGCGUGGAGAGCCAGGAGGCAAAGCUCAAGAAGAUUCGGGCAAUGAGAGGCCAGGUGGAUUACAGCAAGGUCAUCAAUGGCAACCUAUCAGCAGAGAUCGAGCAAGUUACCAGCUUGUUCCAAGAGAAGCAGGCUGAGCUCCAGUCUGCAGUGCUGAGGGUGGAGCAGCUCAGCCUGCAGCUGGAGGACCUGAGGAGGGGAAAGCUCAACGGCCUACAGACUGCCCUGGGUGGCCAAGUAACCGGCACCGCAGCCCUCGAGCUCCGUAAACUCUACCAGGAGCUUCAGAUCCGGAACAAGCUGAACCAGGAUCAAAACAGCAAGCUGCAGCAACAAAAGGAGCUUCUUAACAAACGCAACAUGGAAGUGACGCUCAUGGACAAGCGCAUCAGCGAGCUGCGGGAACGUCUUUACAAGAAAAAAGCUGAGGCACGUCAAAAAGAGAACCUUCCUCUGAACAGAGCAAACGGGCCUCCUUCUCCACAACCAGCUCCUGGUACUCUUGGCCGUGUCGCCGCGGUUGGGCCAUACAUCCAAGUCCCCGUACCGGGACGACAGGAAGGUGGCUACACCAUACCACCUGAUCCGCUGAAGCCUCAGACUCUGGGCGUUAAUAACCAAGCCAACCAUGGCCGCACCAAAUCAGACGGUGUGCGAAAGCCUCCCGGCCCUUGGAAAGUGUCUGAUUUAGACAUCGUUGUGGACCCAGUACCCCCGUCCCUUCCAGAAUCACACCCGGGCACCGGAGCCUCCACUGGCUCUGACGGCACGUCCCCUAAUGAUACUGGUUGGCCUACUGUAGGCAAGACCAGCACAUCUCUAAAGCCUCCUGAGAGACGAGACUCAGGGACUGAUAUCCAGGGCAAAAGCCCUCCCUCAGGCUCCCCCAUCACUCCAAGUGCAGAAAAGGUGCUAGAUUCCAAAAUGGCUGCAUCCUCCCCUGCCAUAUCCAAGCCGCAACCGCCCCCCUAUGGCUCCCACCUUACCUCUGCAAACUCUGCCAGCUCCUUGGAGCGCCGCAAGGAUGCACCUCCUCCUCGCCCACUCCCGAAUCCGCCAGCUCCUGCUUGGCCUCGAGUCCCGCCCGCCACAGGCUCAUCCUCCCAGCAGAUCCAGCAGAGAAUCUCAGUGCCACCAAGUCCCACUUUCCAGCCUAAUGCACCGCUUUUCCCCCCGGGGCUGAAUGAGCGACUUGACCCCCCACCAGCUGUGGCAGUGCGCCCCUUCAUUCCAGACAGAGGAUCACGGCCUCAGUCACCCCGAAAGGGCCCACCUACCAUGAACUCCAGCUCCAUCUAUCACAUGUACCUCCAACAGGCAGCGCCAAAGAGCCAGCCACUCAAGCCGGCUCUCAAAGCAGUGUAUGGGAAGCCUGUUCUCCCUGCCAGCUCGACACCACCUUCCCCCUUGCCUUUUGUCCAAGGGGGAGGGGCCUUCCCAUUGCUCCAAGGCCAGCCCAGUGGUGAGGACACUUUUGACGGAGAAUUUGAAGAUCACGAGUGCUUUCAGCACCCAGAGCCCUUAGCGCCUCCGCCCAGUGUGGAGAACAUCCCACGACCGCUCAGCCCUACAAAGCUAACUCCUAUGGUACACUCCCCGCUGCGCUACCAAAGUGAUGCAGAUCUUGAGGUGCUCCGUAAAAAGCUGGCCAACGCUCCAAGACCACUCAAGAAGCGCAGCUCAAUCACAGAACCGGAAGGCCCCAGUGGACCCAACAUCCAGAAACUGCUCUACCAGAGAUUCAACACUCUAGCAGGAGGCAUUGAGGGAAAUGGAGUCAGUGGGUCAGGAGGUGGAAACACUACAGGUAAUGGAACACCAUUUUAUCAGCCAGCUAAUCCUCCUGGAUAUCUGGGAAGCGACUCCGUGGCUGAUACAGACAAUGGCAACCUCCCCUCCGAGACGCUGCUACCCCCACCUCCAGGGGGUGAGGAGCCGGGCUCUGAGGCUUCACCUCCAUCUACUGAUGCCAAUGACAACGAGCCGCUGCCCUUGCCACCAGAGGGUCUGGGAGAACCCGCUGAAGCCGAGGAACCAGAGGAAGACGACAACAACAAUAAUGUGGGAGGCUCUGAGGCGUCACUGCCCAGCCCUGCGACAGAGGUCACCACCCCAGAAGAGAGCGGCACAGCAGUCUCACAGCCCCUGGAGAAGCGAACAAACCUGAAGAAGCCAAACUCUGAGCGCACAGGCCACGGCUUCAGGGUGAAGUUCAACCCUCUGGCCCUCUUGCUUGAUGCCUCAUUGGAGGGAGAGUUUGACCUCGUCCAAAGGAUCAUCUAUGAGGUCGAGAAUCCCAGCACUCCCAAUGAUGAGGGCAUCACACCCCUACACAAUGCAGUGUGUGCAGGACAUCACCACAUAGUCAAGUUCUUGCUGGAUUUUGGUGUAAAUGUGAAUGCUGCAGACAGUGAUGGAUGGACUCCGCUUCACUGCGCCGCCUCCUGCAACAGUGUGCAUCUCUGCAAGCUGUUGGUUGAGUCAGGGGCCGCCAUUUUUGCCAGCACAAUAAGUGACGUGGAGACUGCUGCAGAUAAAUGUGAGGAAAUGGAGGAGGGCUACAUCCAGUGCUCCCAGUUUCUAUACGGCGUUCAAGAGAAGUUGGGUGUAAUGAACAAGGGGACCGUGUACGCUCUGUGGGAUUACAAAGCUCAGAACCCGGACGAGCUGGCGUUCAGCGAGGGGGACGCCAUCACAAUUCUACGACGACAGGACGACAGUGAGACAGAGUGGUGGUGGGCACGGCUUGAAGACAACGAGGGUUACGUGCCCCGCAACCUGCUAGGACUCUAUCCAAGGAUCAAGCCUCGUCAGCGCUCCCUGGCGUAAUGUGUCACGCCGUUGACCUCUGGCCAGCAGCUGGACAAAACCAAGAGCAGAGAACAAAGGAGCCUGGUGCUCUGUCUUCUCCCUGUGGCCAUAGCCUCCCUCAGACUUUUCACAAAAUCCUUUUCCUCUGAAGCAGUGGGCACUGAACUCUGACACACACAUAUUAACAUCCGCACACACAUAGACACACACACACACAUAAUGACACACAAGCGCUCCAACUGUGAAAAUCUCUUGAAACCACUCCAUCCUGAUGCCCCACCCCCACCACACACACACACACACACACACACACACACACACCUUUCAUCCUGUUGCUCUGUCGUUGCCCCAACCUUUUUGAUUUUAUCCCAAUUCAGUGUCAGCUCUGUAUCAGACAUCAACCUGGAGAAUAAAACACUAAUCCUUGUCUCAGUAUUUUUUGCAGUGUUCACACUUCUUCAGCCGUAAUAUGUUUUAUGGUGGCACUGAUUUACAUGACACUAUACUGUAUGAUGACUGGAAAAUCAUCUCUAAUGGUGAGAAGUUGCUGAUUUUUGUCAGUGAAAUGUAAUUUGAGCUGUAAGACAUUACAUGUUUUUUUGUAUUAUGCUAAUUUGCCCCCUCGCACGAAAAAAAAACAACUCUUUAAUGCAGAAAAAUGUGCUCCGUGUUUGAUUUUGGAGUAGUCUAACCACCAAAGAUGAGUAUAGAUUUAACUCCCUGAGAGAGAGUCUGAGAGAUAAUCAGUUUAUUUGCUGUUAAUGAGCGAUAAUGAUUGACAGCUUCUAGAAGUUGAUUUAAAAGUUCUUCCAGAUACUCUCCUGCUGCAGAAAAUGGAUUUAAGAGUGGAAGGCAGAAAACGUAAUUUGUCAGUAUCAAGUACCCAGGCCAGUCAGUAUCAGUCUAACUUAUUAAUGUAAAGAUGAAUAUGGGUUGACAGCUCACACAUUGUCAUGAGUGGCAUUUCAUGAACAUCCUUUCAAGACGUGUGUUUCCAUUCAGUGUCAUCUGUGCAGAAUGUGGAUGCAGGACUGCUGUGUGGGAUGUGUGACAAGAGCAUCAAUAAACUUUAACCACCUACCAAUUAUAAGUGAGGCUUCAGACAAUAAACCUUGGAAUUUCAAGAUGUAUCGAUGUAUCAGAGUUUGUAUUUUGAUUAUCCCUAACAAUGAACUGCUUGCUUGCUGCCAAAGAUGGUGAAAUUGGUAACAAAGCAUUUUACUCUACCAGAAAAGACUGACAAAUUGACCAACUGCAUUACGUGCGGUACAACCUACAUACUGUAGGUUGUGUGCAAAGAUCACAAACAUAAAAGAUCUCCAAAAAAGAGCUGUUGUUUUUUUUUUAAAAAAAAAAAAUAGUUAAAAAUGCCUGUAUUUUCAUGGCAUGGUUGUGACUUAAAACAAACUCCAACAUGUCCCUGACGAAGCGAGCGAGAACGAGCUCCACAGAGGCACAAAGAUGUCCGUUAUCAAUGAUGUGAUUGUGUCAGUUUUGCGAUUUUCUUAAACAUUUACAUUGUGUCUGCUGUUUUUAGUCCAGGCAUUCAUGAUCAGUUGGACCUCACUUUAGAGAUCCGCCUGAUGAGAUUUUUUGCUUUUGUUACGAUUAAACAUGAAAACACGACAAGAAGCAGGAUCUCUACAUAUGAAAACUCAAAUACAUUAACUAUAUUAUUAAUGGUAUCCAGACUCUGCACAUCAAAAAAAAAAAAAAACAGCCCUGAAAUCAUCACCCAGAUCAUCUUAUCUUAAA
Molecule: messenger RNA, 5675 nt
Organism: Scatophagus argus
Lineage: Eukaryota; Metazoa; Chordata; Actinopteri; Scatophagidae
Gene: ppp1r13bb
Product: protein phosphatase 1, regulatory subunit 13Bb
Exons: 19
Coding region: 573-3938 (1121 amino acids)
Biological process (GO): regulation of apoptotic process
Cellular component (GO): nucleus
Molecular function (GO): p53 binding
Source: RefSeq, a predicted model, not a curated record